Molecule: messenger RNA, 4537 nt
Organism: Alligator sinensis (Chinese alligator)
Lineage: Eukaryota; Metazoa; Chordata; Crocodylia; Alligatoridae
Gene: KCNJ8
Product: potassium voltage-gated channel subfamily J member 8
Exons: 3
Coding region: 1663-2925 (420 amino acids)
Biological process (GO): potassium ion import across plasma membrane; regulation of monoatomic ion transmembrane transport
Cellular component (GO): plasma membrane
Molecular function (GO): ATP-activated inward rectifier potassium channel activity
Source: RefSeq, a predicted model, not a curated record
GAGCCGCAGGAGUUUGGGUUCUUCUUGCUACUGCAUUAUAAUAAUAAUUAUUAUUAUUACUAUUGUUAUUGCUUCUUGCUAGUGUCUUAUGCCUAUUGUUUUUGCUACUGUCUUAUGAUGAUGAUUAUUAACAUUAUUGUUUUUGCUACUGUCUUAUUCUUAUUACUCUUCUUGCUAUUCUUAUUAUCAUUUCUAUUACUAGUAUUAUUCUUGCUACUGUCUUAUGCCUAUUGUUCUUGCUACUGUAUUAUUAUUACCAUUGAUAUUGCUCUUACUAUUAUUGUUCUUGUUACUAUCUUAUUCUUACUAUUAUUACAAUUAUUAUUCUUGCUAUUGUCCUUUAUUUAUUGUUCUUGCUACUGUCUUUUUAUUAUUAUUAAUAUUGUUAUUCUUGCUCCUGUCUUCUUAUUGUUCUUGCUAUUGUCUUAUUUUAUUACUACUGCUACUGCUGCUGCUGUUAUUAUUGUUACAAUAGCAGCAGCAACCUAAACUCUUCCAGCUUUUCUAUGGCUGUUGUAAUAAUGAUAAUUACUAUUCACUAUUAUUACAAUUAUUAUUUCUUACUACUUUAUUACAACAGCCAUAGAAAAGUUGGAAAAGUUUAGGUUGUUGUUAUUGUAUUUGUCGUAGUAGUAGUAGUACUAGUACUACUACUAUUACCAUUACUACUAGUAAUACUACUACAACAGCAGCAGCAGCUGUUGUAAUAAUAAUAAUUCCUAUUUAUUACUUCUACUGUAAUAGCAAUAGAAAAGCUGGAUGAGUUGAGGUUGCUGCUGUUACUAUAGUAGUAGUAAUAUGAGUCGUAGUAGUAAUAUUACAAUAGCAACAAAUUAAACUCUUCCAGCUUUUCUGUUGCUGUUGUAAUAAUAAUAAUUACUAUUUUGUUAUUACUAUUAUUAUUAUUACUGACUACUACUACUGUAGCAAUAAAACAUCUGGAAGAGUUUAGAUUGUUGCUGCUACUAUAGCAGUAGUAAUAGAAGGAGGAGGAGUAAUAUUACAGUAGCAAUAACAAGCUCUUUCAACUUUUCUAUUGCUAUUAUAGUAGUAGUAAUAAAUGUUAAUAAUUAUUAUUACAACAGCGGUAGAAAAGCUGGAAGAGUUUAGGUUGUUGCUGCUGUUGUUGUAGUAGUAAUAUUAAUAAUACAAUAGCAACAACUUAAACUAUUGUCUGCUCCUCAGCUCCGAAUGUCUUGUCAUCCCUAAACAAAAUAAGUAUAAUCUGGCUUGCAGUCUCUCCAUAUUUUUUUUGUGAAAUGCAUGGUCAUUUGGGAACAGGGGCAGAUUUGUGGGGGGAGGGGUGCACUCCCCCCACCCGCUUUGUUGCCUGCUCCACCCAAAGUUUAAAACCAACUGCCUAGCAGUGGCACCAGCAUUUUUAGUCAGGUAGUGCUGAGGAAGUCAAUUGACUUCAUGGAUGGUUGUAAUCUACUUGACCCCUUCUAAACUCUUCAUUCCACAGGUGUUAAGGGUCUUCUCUUCUUUUUAAUGGUCUUGCUGUUCCACCAACCAAGCUAUCCUUUGUUCUGCAAUUUGCUGUCUGUUAGCUGCUCCUGGACUUUGAAGACGAGAUAAAGGUGGAAAGUGAGACCAGUGGAAAAGCAUUUGAAGAACCAUUCCCAAUUUGUGCUCUGCUAAGUAGACUAUGGUGGCAGGAAGAUGCUGGCUAGGAAGAGCAUCAUCCCUGAGGAGUAUGUACUGGCACGGAUUGCUGCUGAAAACCUUCGUAAGCCACGUGUCCGAGACCGUCCACGCAAGGCCCGCUUCAUUGCCAAGAACGGGGCAUGCAACUUGGCACAUAAGAACAUCCGAGAACAAGGCCGCUUUUUGCAAGACAUCUUCACUACUUUGGUGGACCUGAAGUGGCGCCACACACUGGUGAUCUUUACAAUGUCCUUUCUCUGCAGCUGGCUUCUCUUUGCCAUGGUGUGGUGGCUGGUAGCUUUUGCCCAUGGAGACAUGGAUAGAAUAGACAACAGUAAAGGCAGUGCCAACUGGACACCGUGCGUGACAGAUGUUGGGUCUUUCACUUCUGCCUUCCUCUUCUCCAUUGAGGUUCAGGUGACCAUUGGUUUUGGAGGCAGAAUGAUGACAGAGGAAUGCCCAACAGCCAUCACCGUCUUGAUUCUACAGAACAUUGUGGGUUUGAUUAUUAAUGCUGUCAUGCUGGGCUGCAUAUUUAUGAAAACUGCUCAGGCUCACAGGAGGGCAGAGACUUUGAUUUUCAGCCGGCAUGCAGUUAUUGCUGUUCGAAAUGGCAGACUUUGCUUCAUGUUCAGAGUGGGAGAUCUGAGGAAAAGCAUGAUCAUCAGUGCUUCUGUGAGAAUACAGGCAGUGAAAAAGACUACUACCCCCGAAGGGGAGAUCAUCCCCAUUCAUCAGCUGGACAUCCCAGUGGACAAUCCUAUUGAAAGCAACAACAUUUUCCUGGUAGCACCUUUAAUCAUUUGCCAUAUUAUAGACAAGCGGAGUCCACUUUACGAUAUCUCCCCCUCUGACCUGGUCAACCAAGAUUUAGAACUUAUAGUGAUACUUGAAGGAGUAGUAGAGACCACAGGCAUCACCACGCAAGCAAGAACAUCUUACAUAGCAGAGGAGAUCCUGUGGGGCCACCGCUUUGUGCCCAUCGUAACAGAAGAGGAAGGAGUAUAUGCUGUUGAUUACUCCAAAUUUGGCAACACAAUCAAGGUAGCUGCUCCACGCUGCAGUGCUCGGGAGCUAGAUGAAAAGCCCUCCAUCCUCAUCCAGACCCUCCAGAAGAGCGAGCUGUCCCAUCAGAACUCUCUAAGGAAACGCAACUCCAUGAGGAGAAACAAUUCCAUAAGAAGAAACAACUCCAUGAGGAGGACCAACUCCUCCCUCAUGGUGCCCAAAGUACAGUUUAUAACUCCUGAAGGGAAUCAGAAUGCAUCUGAAACAUGAUAUUCAACCUCACACAAGGAUGAGUCUCUUCUAAAGAUGGAGAAACCAAAACUACGCGUAAAGAAAGAAACCUGGAACAUGAAGCAAAACAGAACUGUACUAGAACUAUUUAUUCUAUUGCUUAAUGAAAGCAUCACCUAGUGACAAUAGGAAACACUAUAGCACUUAGUCAUUAAUAAUUAAAGAAUACACUUAGAAUAAAGGAAGCACAAUUCAAUCAUAAAAUAUAUUGUGUAUGUAUGUGUGUUUUAGUGCCAUGUUAGGUUUUUUCUUGCCCUUCAAGGAUAUCUUCCAUAUGCUUUUCCACUGUCUAUUGUAAGCUGUAUUUUUCUCUUUACUUUUGAGUCAUUUACCCCCAGAGGGAAAUGGGCUGAUUUUCAAUAAUGCCAUGUACUCAGCAUCAUGCAAAGAUUUAGGUAGGAUGUAUAGUGUUUAAAUCUGUGUUUUGGGGAUGAAAUCCUGGCCUCAUGGAAGCGAAUAGCAAAACUCACAUUCAUUUCACUGGGAUCACAAUUUCACCCCAGUCUUCAAAAUUUAGCCCUUUGAAAAGCCAGACAUACUGAACUGAAGUAAUAAAAUGCCUGUAAGAAAAUUAAAUCUCACUCUUUAGCUCCCUCUUGGCAAUACCACCAAGGAGGUCAAGGACUCAAGGGGCUUGAACAGUGAACUUACCUAUGAGCCCAAGAAGUCUUUCAGAGAUACACUGUCAGAGUAUUAUGGGGGAAUUUGUAUUGCUGCUGUAUCUUGUAGUAUAUUUGAUUGUGGGCAAUUCCAUCUCCAUGCCUAGUGGUUAAACAUCAGUUUCACUUAAAUUUAUGCAAGAUACAAAAUACUGAAUUUAUCAUAUUAAUUUCAUACUAAUUAGGCCAAGUUCUGUUUUCUUGGUACAUAUGAGUUAUCACAACAAAGGCAAUGGCUAGAUUCUCUAAUUUUACCUACACUAAUGUUAUAAUGAAAUAAUUCCAGAUGCAUCUGUGGAGAAAUAAUGCACAUCAGUGGUCAAGAAAGGAAACACCAAUUCUAGUAUUAAUUAGAAGUGAACUUAAAAACAAACAAACAUGUGAAUGACUUUCCAUGGGACAGAGGUACCUAAAUCACAUAGGCAUAUUUAAAAAGUAGGUUGUUUGCUUGUAUAAUAUAGGAUUGGGAUAGUGUAAAUCUGGGGUGACUAUUUUUUCCUUAAAUGCAAAAGAUAUUUGCUAUCUAGAUACCAAAAAAAAAAGAAGAGAGAAAUUCAUUUUUCAACCAAGUCAAAGUUUCUAAGUAAACUUAGCACAUCUUAGCAUGGAACUAUGACAUGAUUGGAAUAACAGAGACUUAGUGGGAUAACUUGCAUGACUGGAGCACUGUCAUGGGUGUACAAACUGCUCAGGAAGGACAGGCAGGGGAGAAGAGGAGGAGGAGUUGAACUUUAUGUAAAAGGGCCAUAUGAUUGCUCAGAGCUCCAGUAUGACACUAAAGAUAGGCCUGUUGACUGGGUUAGAGUCAGAGAGGAGAGCAACAAGGGUGAUGUCAUGGUGGGGGUUUGCUAUAGACCACCAAACCAGGAAGUGGUGGAGGCUUUCUUCAAAUAGCUAGUGGAAGUUUCUCUGUUUACAGGCCCUGAAGUCCC